CGGAACCAGGCGGUUCGACGCCAGCGCCGCACCCCAGCGUUGGGCGUAGUGCCGCAAGCAGCGUCCAGCGUCAGUGUCGAUGAGCAAGCCCACGACGGACCCUCCGAGCCAAGCCUACCUCGCGAAGAAGCGUGAAGCGAUGGCAGCUGCCUCGUCCUCGCCCAGUGGUGCCACCUCACUCCCGCUCGACGGCACGGCCGGCGGACCGCCGGACCUCGACGCCUGGGCUCUCGCCUGCGACGCAGCCGCGACUGCGGCGGAGAGCUGGCCGACGGCGCUCACCUCUGCGACGGGCGCUGCCGUCAAGACUGGCUUCGUCGAGGGGCCGUACGCGACUGGCAUCCGGUCGGUGCUGUGGAUACAGGACUUUGAGGCGUCAAAGCUGGAUCGCGUGGUCGCGCUCCUCGGUCCGCCAUUCGAGUCGGUCAUCCGCAACGCGCCGCUCUGGGACGGGACGUUCCAGUCGGCCGACGUCGUCGGCGCCCCGGCCGCCGACGUCAAGACGGUGUCGUGGAGGUUCUCCGCGUGCCCGCUGUGGCCACGCGACCUGCUCUACCUCUUCCACGUGAAGGAGAUUGGCGGCAAGAAGGCGUACGUGUACCCGUCGGUGUCGCGCCGCGAGGGGUACGGCAAGCCCACAAGCUGCUGCCGGGUGCGGGCGAAGAACAUGUUCCCGUCGAUCGACCGGAUCGAGAGGCUGGCCGACGGCAGGAUCCGGCUCGUGCACAUGAUCACGACGCGGCUGGGCGGGCUGAUCUGCGACUGCUGCUACAACUCCUGCUUCGAGUCCACCGUCCUCCAGACGUACGCGAGCGAGGCGGAUAAAUGGCGCUCAGUCAUUGACGGCGACGCGCCGCUGUACUGAAGAGCCCCGGGGCGCGGUUCGGUUCAAAGCCCGUGGUAAAGCCGACGCGGGCGGCGUAGAACGCGACUAUUUCAGGACUUUUUAGCUUUUUUGUCGGUUCUAUUACUAUUUUUAACCUAUGUGUCCU
This is a messenger RNA of Emiliania huxleyi CCMP1516, 992 nucleotides long. RefSeq lists its product as hypothetical. Gene Ontology annotation, molecular function: lipid binding. The record is from RefSeq and is a predicted model, not a curated record. Lineage: Eukaryota; Haptophyta; Isochrysidales; Noelaerhabdaceae. The transcript has a single exon. The coding region runs from base 80 to 865 and encodes 261 amino acids.